AUGGCAGCUGGCACCACCUGGGGCAUUGGUGGUUGGAUUGCGCAAGCAGACGGGAUUUUUUUUUGUUUCAAAGACAUUUACAAAGGCAGACUUGGCACCCUGGUUGACAUUGGAGAAGCGUGUCUUCUUCUGAUGGCCUGCCAGCUUUGCCCGUCGGCAGCCACAGGCGUGGUUUUGACGAUGGGCUGCGACAACACAGGCGCAGAAGCUGGCUUGAACAGCCUGUUUACCACAAAGUGGCCUUUGCCUCGAAUUUUGCAACGCGCAACUCAUCAUGCCAUGUUGCAUCAAGUGCACUUGCAAGUUUAUCACACCGGUGAACAUAACAUUUGGGCGGACGACCUGAGCACUCGCCAGAACUUAAGGAAGCCACUCGUUGGAGAGUAA
Molecule: messenger RNA, 387 nt
Organism: Effrenium voratum
Lineage: Eukaryota; Dinophyceae; Suessiales; Symbiodiniaceae
Source: the annotation of a GenBank genome assembly